AUGGCUCCGCUUGAAGUUAACGACAAAAAUAUUUUACAAGUGUAUAGAAAUAUUAGAAAAUCCCAAAUGGGAAAUGUUAAAAAACGGGAAAGACGGUCAGCACCCAAAUAUAAAAUCGGCGAUUAUGUUCGAAUAACCAAAGAGAAAAACGUGUUUGGUAAAGGGUUUACGCCGAACUUCACCGAAGAGCUGUUCAAGAUAAAGUCGAUAGCCCUUAGAACACCGGUUGUCUACUACAUCGAAGAUUUGGCUGGAGAGGAAAUUACCGGAACAUUUUACGAAGCAGAGCUUCAAAAAGUAAUUCGUAAUGAGGGCGCUGCACAAGCUAUCGAAAAGAUUAUAAAACAGCGGCGACGCGGCAAAACCGUUCAGUAUUUCGUGAAAUUUCGAGGGUAUCCUAGUAAAUUCAACUGUUGGGUCAAUUCUUCAGCAAUUUUGCCAAUAUGA
This is a messenger RNA of Bradysia coprophila, 447 nucleotides long. RefSeq lists its product as uncharacterized. The record is from RefSeq and is a predicted model, not a curated record. NCBI's taxonomy places the organism in Eukaryota, Metazoa, Arthropoda, Insecta, Diptera, Sciaridae.